Aphanomyces invadans is the source of this 1256-nucleotide messenger RNA. Its product is annotated as anthranilate phosphoribosyltransferase, variant 4. Gene Ontology annotation, biological process: L-tryptophan biosynthetic process. Gene Ontology annotation, molecular function: anthranilate phosphoribosyltransferase activity. Bases 7 to 741 code for a protein of 244 amino acids. Gene Ontology annotation, cellular component: cytosol. The transcript is spliced from 5 exons. The record is from RefSeq and is a predicted model, not a curated record. Lineage: Eukaryota; Oomycota; Saprolegniomycetes; Saprolegniales; Verrucalvaceae.
CCUGCCAUGAAGGUCCUACUGGAGAAGCUCGCACAACGCCAAGAUUUGACUGCCGAAGAGAUGGUAGUCAUCAUGGAUACCAUUGCACUGGGAGCUGCGGACCCCAUUCAAAUUGGUGUGUUUCUAUCCCUGCUGCGAUCCAAAGGAGAAACCCCUGUCGAAGUUCAAUCACUCGUCUCCGUCAUGCUCCGCCACGCACGCCUUGUGCCUUUGCAGCAAGAUGUAAAGACCCUGGACAUUGUCGGAACGGGUGGUGACGGAGCGAACACUGUCAAUUUAUCGACCUCCGCAGCGAUUUUGGCAGCGGCUUGUGGUGCUAAAGUAGCCAAGCACGGAAAUCGCUCUGUUUCCAGUCGGUCAGGUUCUGCUGACGUGCUGGAAGUGAUGGGUGUGCCGAUGUUGGAGCCCCAGCACAUUUCACCAUGCAUCAACGAAGCGAAUAUUGCAUUUAUGUAUGCGCCGCAUUUCCAUCCUGCCAUGAAACAUGUUGCUCCCGUCCGCAAGUCCAUGGGUAUUCGCAGUGUUUUCAACGUUUUGGGACCUCUCAUCAACCCAGCCAAGUGCCAAACCUCCGUCAUUGGCGUAUACACACCAUCGCUGUUGGACCUAUUUGGACAGGUUCUCCAUUUGAUGGGAGUUGAACAUGCAUUGGUGGUACACUGCGCUGGCCUUGACGAGCUGAAUCCCAUCGGCGACGCAGAAAUUGUCGAAGUUACUCAGGUUGAAAUGCCUCACACUUAGUAAGGCCGUCGUGCUCAUCUUUUCCAUUAGCAAGGAUGCCAACGAUACACAUUGACACCCGAAGAAAUUGGCAUUCCUCGGUGCACCCUCAAAGACUUGGAAGGAGGAGAUGCUGACGAAAAUUGUCGGAUCUUGCGUCAAGUGUUUCAAGGUGGCGAACAUUGCGAAAACGCUAUCGGGAACACGAUUGCCUACAAUGCCGGAGCAGGUAGAUUUCCCGUCCGCGCUGCUCCUCGUCUGACCGUGAGUUGUCGUAGGGUUGUAUGUGUACGGGUUGGCCAACACAAUCAAGCAUGGCUACGAAGUGGCGAAGGCUGCGCUGAAAGCUGGCGAGGGUACUACUUACUCUUUCAUGUCUUCGGUACUCUGACACAGGGAACGAUGUGUAGCUCUGAAGACGCUGGACCGCUGGAGCGAAGUAGCGACGCGGUUGCAUGCCUCGCCACGUGCUGUCGGCCAAUAAUGUUGUCAUGAAGUUUAAAUUCGCAAAAUACGCUUUGUGUUGGGUUGUGAAG